ACACCAUAGAGAUAUAUCCUGUUUUGACAAGGAAUCGUGAUUCUUCGAACCUUUACGUGAUACUUUAUACAUCGGAAAUGGCUAUCACCCACUACUUUGCUGUUCCAGCUUUGAGUGAUGGCGCCCACCAAGCUGUGCUCAAUAAAGUGAUUGAUAUCGUGGGAAAGGAGGAAGAUGUACAGCUUGAGACAGAAGCAUGCUAUAAUAUUGAAGUUCAAGGAGAACUUACAACAGACGAGAUAAAGAAGCUGCUGUUCAUCAUUGGUACUCCAUUCCAGAAUGAUAAAAUCACUACAUUUUCUGUUUUGGGUGAAAAAAAGACAGGGGAUGCUUUGCUCAUUGAGAUUGGUCCAAGGUUAAACUUCUCAACAGCCUGGUCAACCAAUGCAGUUUCCAUCUGUCAGUCGGCUGGUCUCACAAAGAUCACCAGGAUCGAGCGCUUCAGACGUUUCCUAUUCACCUCCACCAAUCCCUCCAUCCUAUUAGAAUAUGAGCAGGCUAUCGUUGCUUCACUGCAUGAUCGAAUGACAGAAUGUCGCUACCUAGAACCCCUAGAGAGCUUUGAGAUCCAAGUUAAACCUGAGGCUGUGUAUGAUGUGGAUAUCAUGGGCCAAGGGAAAGAAGCUCUCAAGAAAGCUAAUAAAGAUCUUGGUCUUGCCUUUGAUGACUGGGACUUGGAUUAUUACCAUGACAUGUUUACUAAUAAGAUCAAACGGAAUCCAACUAGUGUGGAAUGUUUUGAUCUAGCUCAGUCAAACAGUGAACACAGUCGUCAUUGGUUCUUCAAAGGUCGUAUGGUGGUAGAUGGUGAGGAGAAGAAGGAUUCAUUGUUUGACCUUGUCAUGAAGACACAAGAGAAUAGCAAUCCUAACAAUGUUAUCAAAUUCUCUGACAAUAGUAGUGCUAUUCAAGGCAAAUCCAUCAAAGCUCUUUAUCCAAUGCGUCCUGGUUGCUCAGCGACCCCAAUGACUGACAAGCAACUAGUGCGACACAUCAUCUUCACUGCUGAGACUCAUAAUUUUCCUACAGGAGUUGCCCCUUUCAGCGGUGCUACGACUGGUACAGGAGGGCGUAUCAGAGAUGUCCAGUGUGCAGGAAAAGGAUCUCAUGUAGUUGCUGGGACAGCUGGGUAUUGCUUUGGUAACCUGAAUAUACCAGGAUAUAAUCUUCCUUGGGAGGAUGCCUCCUUUGUGUAUCCUAGCAACAUGGCCCGCCCACUGGAGGUUGCCGUGGAAGCAAGUAACGGUGCCUCAGACUAUGGAAACAAGUUUGGAGAACCGGUUCUAGCUGGUUUUGCCCGUUCCUUUGGGAUGCUCGUACCAGGAGAUGAAAGGAGAGAAUGGGUCAAACCCAUUAUGUUCUCAGGGGGGUUAGGUUCUCUUGAGGAGGGACACAUCAAGAAAGAUUCUCCUCAACAGGAAAUGAAAGUAGUAAAGCUUGGUGGUCCCAUCUAUCGCAUCGGAGUGGGUGGAGGGGCGGCCUCUUCCAUUCAGGUACAGGGGGAUAAUACAGAAUCCUUGGACUUUGGUGCUGUACAGAGAGGAGAUGCUGAAAUGGAACAGAAGUUAAACCGGGUUGUAAGAGCUUGUAUUGAGCUAGGAGAGAGGAAUCCAAUCAAGAGUAUUCAUGAUCAGGGAGCAGGAGGCAAUGGUAAUGUCUUGAAAGAGAUUUGUGAGCCAGCAGGAGCAGUGAUUCGUACCAAAGCCUUCCAGCUAGGAGACCCCACCCUAACAACCCUAGAGAUAUGGGGAGCUGAAUACCAAGAGAGUAAUGCUAUACUGGUAGAUGAGAACGAUGAGGAGUUGCUUAGUGAUAUAUGUAGGAGGGAGAGAUGCCCAGUGUGCUUUGUAGGAGAGAUCACAGGAGAUGGAAAGAUUUGUUUAGAGGAAGAGAAACAUGAGAUGAUGAAUGGAGGAGGUGAUGCUGAUCAUUCUCCAACCAAGAAGAGCAGAACGGUGACCUACCCAGUUGACCUUGACCUGGAAUGGGUCCUUGGCAAGAUGCCAAGAAAGGUGUUCAAUCUUAACAGAACAACCAAAACUCUGUUACCCCUAGACCUUCCUGAUGGACUUACUGUCAUUGAUGCUCUUGACCGUGUUCUUAGAUUGCCAUCGGUAGCAAGCAAGAGAUAUCUCACAAAUAAGGUUGACCGAUCAGUGACAGGUCUUAUUGCCCAGCAGCAGUGCGUAGGUCCUCUCCAUACCCCACUGGCUGAUGUCGCAGUGACUGCUCUAUCUCACUUUGAAACCAUUGGAUCGGCCACUGCCAUAGGAGAGCAACCCAUCAAGGGAUUAGUAAAUGCUGCCUCAGGGGCUCGUAUGGCUGUAGCUGAAUCCUUGACUAAUCUCGUCUUUGCAAGGGUUUCUGCACUCAAGGAUGUGAAAUGCAGUGGUAACUGGAUGUGGCCAGCCAAACUCCCAGGUGAAGGGGCUGCCCUAUACGAUGCUUGUCAAGCCAUGGGAUCUCUCAUGUCUGAACUAGGGAUAGCUGUAGAUGGAGGCAAAGAUUCACUCAGUAUGGCUGCAAGGGUGGAGGGAAAAACUGUCAAAGCACCAGGUGCUCUAGUGAUCUCAACCUAUGUUGGAUGUCCAGAUAUCACUGCUACUGUUACACCAGAUCUAAAAUGCCCUAGUGGUCAAGGUACCCUGUUGUAUGUAGACCUCAGUGGUGGUCAUAGAAGACUUGGUGGUUCUGCAUUAGCUCAAUGUUAUAAUCAGAUAGGUGACAAUGUUCCUGAUGUCAAUGAUGCUUCCUUACUGGCUGCAGCAUUCAAUGUCACACAAGAAUUGAUUACAGAUGGUCUACUGACUGCUGGUCAUGAUAUCAGCGAUGGUGGGCUAAUCACAUGUCUCCUAGAGAUGGCUUUUGCUGGUAACUGUGGGAUCAAUGUAGACCUACCAACUAAUGAUGAUGCUUCACCACUUGAGUUCCUGUUUUCUGAAGAACUUGGUCUAGUAUUGGAGACUACUCAAUCAGAUGCAGAGGUUGUAUGUAGGAGGUAUACAGACCAAGGAGUCACAUGUAGUGUCAUAGGUCAAUCAGGGGGAGAAGCAGCUGAAGCCAAGAUUGUGAUCAACGUGAAUGGCAAUACCAUCCUGGAUGAUUCUAUGACACGCCUACGUGAUGUAUGGGAAGCAACUAGUUUUCAGCUAGAACGCCUUCAGACCAACCAAUCAUGUGUGGUACAGGAGGAAACCCUGCUCAAAAAUAGGAAAGCACCCCCAUACAAGCUGACCUUUGACCCUCAGCCGCCGACUCCAAUCCAGGAGACAAACCGGCCAAAGGUAGCAGUAAUCCGUGAAGAAGGAAGCAAUGGUGAUCGUGAGAUGUUAGCAUCAUUUUAUAUGGUAGGCUUUGAAGCUUGGGAUGUCAAUAUGCAAGACUUAGCAAGUGGGACCUUAUCUCUCAAAGACUUCAGAGGGGUAGCGUUUGUUGGAGGAUUCAGCUUUGCUGAUGUUAUGGGUUCAGCUAAAGGCUGGGCAGCAGCAAUCCUAUACAACCCUGUAGUGAGAGGAGAGUUUGAUGCCUUCAGAGCUAGAUCAGAUACUUUCUCAUUAGGAGUCUGUAAUGGAUGUCAAUUGAUGGGUCUACUAGGUUGGGUGGCUCCUGAUCAAACACAAUCUGAUGGUAACCAAGCUGCAUGCAAGCAAGGAGUACUACUAGACCACAAUGAUUCCGAGCGAUAUGAAUCUAGGUUUGUUACAGUACAGAUUCAAGAGAGUCCAGCCAUGAUGCUACAAGGAAUGCAGGGGUCUACACUUGGCAUCUGGGUGGCUCAUGGAGAAGGCAAGAUGAAGUUUGCCAACGAGUCCAUCCACUCAUCCAUCCUGUCCAACAACCUUGCACCUGUCCGUUAUGUUGACGAUGAGGGCGCCCCGACCACCCAGUAUCCACUAAACCCCAAUGGUUCUCCAGACGGUAUCGCAGCUCUCUGUUCACCCGAUGGUCGUCAUCUUGCCAUCAUGCCUCAUCCUGAACGCUGCACUCUGACCUGGCAGUGGCCGUGGAUGCCUUCAGAGUGGAGACGGGAUCUCAAGGCAUCGCCAUGGUUACAAAUCUUCCAGAAUGCCUACACAUGGUGUCUGGAAAACAAGGCAUAAGGAAAAGGACAUAAAUGAUAUGUAGCAUUGUAUGUGCUCACUUUACAUUCCAUAGGCUUUGUUACGAAGGUCUAAAGUAGAGGGAAAAGAUGGAACUUGAAGAAUUAUGGAUUGUGUUCCGAAGGAUGUUUCAGAGAGACAAGUGUUAAUGAGAAUCACAUCUGACUUUGCAGUACUGGUAUAUAAUACAUCAACCAAUGUACUCAUCAACAGUUCAGCAAACUUGCCUCUCAAUGAAACAGCCCUUGUGUUUUGUUUCUUUGGGGUUUGUGAAACUCUUGUAGCAGGGUUAUGCACUGAAUUACAAAGUGCAGCUUAAAGUAUUCAUUACAAAAACGAAAUUGUCUCUUAAAUUGAGAAUUAAAAAAAAACAGUACUAAAUUUCAUAGAAAGUCUUUGACUGUUAAGUCACUAAUGAUGUCACUGAAAAAUUCAGUAUUUAUUUAAAGUUUCAACUUUGUUUUUGACACAUUUUUUCAAUAUCUGGGUCUUGAUUAAUUAAUUGCAUAUACAUUGCAUGAAAUUGAUAUUAUCUUUCACUCUAUGCUUGCUAAGGCAUGAAUUAUGUAUAAAUAGCAUCAAUAUUAACAAAUAUACACUGAAAUCCAGAGAUAAUACAUUCUUUGGGAUUGCAUCUAGGAAAAACAAUGAAUAUGUUUGUGUGUACUGGUCCAGUACUCUUUUUUAUGAAUUGGUAUUGGUUUCUGUACAAAGAAAAAUGGAUAGCAUAUUCUGAAUCAUACAGGGCUGUAAGGUAUUACAAUUUUGGAAGAAAUACUUAUAAAUUUCAUUGGAAACUUCAUUAAGAAUUGAUGUUUCUUUCUAAUUUGCUCACAAACAUGUAUUUUCAACUUGUUUGCUAUAUAUUGAUAUGAUUUAACAUUCUUAAAAAUGAAUAUGCUUCUGGGAGCUAGACAUUAUGGACAGUUAAAA
Molecule: messenger RNA, 5033 nt
Organism: Lytechinus variegatus (green sea urchin)
Lineage: Eukaryota; Metazoa; Echinodermata; Echinoidea; Temnopleuroida; Toxopneustidae
Gene: pfas
Product: phosphoribosylformylglycinamidine synthase-like
Exons: 24
Coding region: 78-4100 (1340 amino acids)
Biological process (GO): 'de novo' IMP biosynthetic process
Molecular function (GO): phosphoribosylformylglycinamidine synthase activity
Source: RefSeq, a predicted model, not a curated record